Gaeumannomyces tritici R3-111a-1 is the source of this 318-nucleotide messenger RNA. RefSeq lists its product as hypothetical. The coding region runs from base 1 to 318 and encodes 105 amino acids. The transcript is spliced from 4 exons. NCBI's taxonomy places the organism in Eukaryota, Fungi, Ascomycota, Sordariomycetes, Magnaporthales, Magnaporthaceae. The record is from RefSeq and is a predicted model, not a curated record.
AUGUUAUUAAUAAUUAAUAAAAUUGUUGGAAAGUUUUUUCGACGAAGUUUAAUCCAUUUUUUUAAACCGCAACGGGGUGGCGUUAAAUUUAUAAUAAGCCGGGGCCGCGCGGUUUUAAAUUUAUUGGUUGCAUUUAUUGCGUUGCGGUUAAAGCUAAUUAAAUUAAUGUUAUUUGCAAAUUCCUUUUUAAAAAAAUUUAAAAUCUAUUAUAAAAAUUGGUAUUUUUUUAUUUCGUUAAAAAGGCGUAUAUGCAAUACGGUAUUAAAAGCGGCGUUUAUGUUAAAUAAUAAAAAAUUAACUAUUGCUUUCGCGUUUUAA